Messenger RNA from Prunus armeniaca (apricot), 456 nucleotides. The record is from the annotation of a GenBank genome assembly. NCBI's taxonomy places the organism in Eukaryota, Viridiplantae, Streptophyta, Magnoliopsida, Rosales, Rosaceae.
AUGAUGAGAAAUUCAUUAGUCCUCUUAGUGGGACUUGUGUGCCUUUGCUGCUGUGCAGAAGGGACAAAAGUUAAAAUAAAAGCACAGCACAUGAAAUACAAGAACCCUAAAGAGAAAAUCAAUGUUCGCGUAGAGGACCUUCUAGCCCGGAUGACACUAAAAGAAAAGCUUGGCCAGAUGGCGCAAGUAGACCGUGGAAAUAUCACAGCCAAGGUCAUGAAGGAGUACAAUAUAGGCAGUGUACUGAGUGGUGGAGAGAGUGUGCCGCGAACGCAGGCUACUGCGCGGGAUUGGAUAGACAUGAUUAACAAGUUUCAGAACUGGUCACUUGCAAGCCGGCUUGGAAUCCCUAUGAUUUAUGGCAUUGAUGCAGUUCAUGGCCACAAUAACGUUUACAAGGCCACAAUGUUCCCGCAUAAUGUUGGACUUGGAGCUACCAGGCAAGUGAUUCUUUGA